CCUAUCUCCUUCUCUCUGUCUCCCUCUUUCUCCUUCCCUCCCUUCCUUCCUUCUUUUUGGAGAAGAUGGUUUUAAUGAAGGAAGGAAGUAGAGUACUGGAUUACAUCCUGCCACAAGCUCUUUGGGUCACUACGGAAGGGCGAUUUGGUUAGGGGCCAACUGAGGUCAGUGUGAAGCAGUGGAUGUGAUGUCAAUGCAGAGUAUGGUUAAUAUCGCUGAAGAUAAAAAUAGUAGUCCAGUUACUUACCAUUCGUUUGAGAAUCAUGCAGAGAUUACACCAAUGACCUUCAGUACCUGUGGUAGUACGAGCACACCUGCUUUGUUCGUUCAUUCACUCAUUUCUUGCUGUGCAUCUAUUAGAUGUCUAGAACCAGGCUACGGUCUAAAUGUGGCUCACUGAUAUUUUUGGAAUGAAGAAAUGGCAGAGACCUCAAUAGCAAUUAAAUGGCACAAACAGUCUUUCUCAAAUUAAUGGCAUCUUUGCUGUGCAAAGAUGGAAAGGAACAUUGAAUUGUAUUAAUGAUUGUUCUACUACUAGGUGAGAAUUCUGAAUUCUCUGGCUUAGAAAGGAUCUUAGAAAGACAUCGAUUUCCCAAAGAGAUUAAUCUGACCCCCAAACCAAGCAGUAUGCCCCUGUGGAGAAGAAAAGUCAACAACAAUGCAAAUCAGGGGUGGAAGAAAUGCCAUGUGUGGGAUAAAAACACAAAGGAGCCUCCAGUGUCAACCAUAGUUGUCAGUAAUAUUGCUCCCUCUGUUUGCUCCCCCUGCCAGACGGCUGAAAAAGAACAUGCGACCCACUGA
Messenger RNA from Aethalodelphis obliquidens (Pacific white-sided dolphin), 801 nucleotides. RefSeq lists its product as uncharacterized. Bases 520 to 801 code for a protein of 93 amino acids. NCBI's taxonomy places the organism in Eukaryota, Metazoa, Chordata, Mammalia, Artiodactyla, Delphinidae. The transcript has 2 exons. The record is from RefSeq and is a predicted model, not a curated record.